Molecule: messenger RNA, 3936 nt
Organism: Castor canadensis (American beaver)
Lineage: Eukaryota; Metazoa; Chordata; Mammalia; Rodentia; Castoridae
Source: RefSeq, a predicted model, not a curated record
GACUCGGGAGAGGUCCCCAAGAGCUGAGCCGAGAGCCUUUGUGUGCAGAGGGAGGAGGCGGCGGCGGCCGCCCGGCUGCGCCCCCGCCCGGGGAGCGCCGCAGGAACAAUGCUAGCCUGCCUGACCCGCGGGAACUUACUGGACGUCCUGCAGGAGGGCUUCAAUGAGCAACAGCUGCAGGCAUAUGUGGCCUGGGUGAAUGCACAGCUGAAGAAGAGGCCAUCAGUGAAGCCUGUACAGGACCUGCGACAGGAUCUCCGGGAUGGGGUGAUUCUGGCAUAUCUCAUCGAGAUUGUUGCAGGAGAAAAGUUGAGUGGGGUGCAGUUGAGUCCCAGUAACCAACAAGAGAUGAAGAAUAAUGUAGAGAAAGUGCUACAGUUUGUAGCCUCCAAAAAGAUCCGUAUGCACCAGACUUCGGCCAAAGAUAUUGUGGAAGGAAACCUGAAGUCCAUCAUGAGGCUGGUCCUUGCCUUGGCAGCUCAUUUCAAACCCGGCUCUAGCAGGACAGUGAGCCAAGGACGGGACUGCAGAGCCCCUCUGCAGAGUCACCAACCACACUGUGCCACUGCUGUGGCCCAGGGAGCAGCUGCUGCUCUGGCUGAUGUGUGCCAUGACAUGUCACGGUCAGGACGGGAUGUCUUCCGAUACAGACAGAGGAACAGCAGCAUGGAUGAGGAGAUUGAGAAUCCAUACUGGAGCGUGCGGGCGCUGGUGCAGCAGUAUGAAGGGCAGCAAAGGUCCCCAUCUGAGUCCAGCUGUUCCAGUCUGACUUCACCCAGUCCAAUCCACAGUGCAAAGAGUGAAUCCAUCAUAACUCAGUCAGAGGAAAAGGCAGAUUUUGUGAUUAUUCCCUCUGAAGGAAUAGAGAACAGAACAGAGGAGACAGACUCUCCAUUAUCCCGAGACUGGCAGCCAGGGAGCCCUGGAACCUAUCUGGAAACCUCAUGGGAAGAACAGCUGUUGGAACAACAAGAACAUUUAGAAAAAGAAAUGGAGGAAGCUAAGAAAAUGAUAUCAGGACUACAGGCCUUACUGCUCAAUGGAUCCUUACCUGAAGAUGAACAGGAGAGGCCCUUGGCCCUCUGUGAACCAGGAGUCCAUCCCGAGGAACAACUGAUUAUAAUCCAGAGCCGCUUAGAUCAGAGUGUGGAGGAGAAUCAGGACCUAAAGAAAGAGCUGCUGAAAUGUAAACAAGAAGCCAGAAAUUUACAGGGGAUAAAGGAUGCCUUGCAGCAGAGAUUGACUCAGCAGGACACAUCUGUUCUUCAGCUCAAACAAGAACUCCUGAGGGCAAAUAUGGACAAAGAUGAGCUGCAUAACCAGAAUGUGGAUCUACAGAGGAAGCUAGAAGAGAGGAACCGACUCUUAGGAGAGUACAAAAAAGAGCUGGGGCAGAAGGAUCGCCUCCUUCAGCAGCACCAGGCCAAGUUGGAAGAAGCACUCCAGAAACUCUCAGAUGCUAGUUACCAGCAGGUGGGCCUAGAACGGGAGCUGGAACACAAAGAUGUACUGUUGGCCCACUGUAUGAAAAGAGAGGCAGAUGAGGUGACCACCUAUAACAGCCACAAGUCUCAAAGCAAUGGUUUUCUCCUUCCAGUGGCAGGGAAAGGAGCUGCUUCCAUCUCCCACAGAGGGACCAGUGACCUGCAGCUUGUCCGAGAUGCCCUUCGCAGCCUGCGCAACAGCUUCAGUGGCCACGAUCCUCAGCACCACACCAUCGACAGCUUGGAGCAGGGUAUCUCCAGCCUCAUGGAGCGCCUGCACAUCAUGGAGACACAGAAGAAACAAGAAAGAAAGGUUCGAGGCAAGUCACCUAGAACUCAAGCUGGUGGGGCCCGGGAGUCCUGGCCCCCUAAUUCAAGGUUGCCUCACUCACAGAGUUCUCCAGCUGUCAGCAGCACCUGCACUAAAGUGCUCUAUUUCACUGACCGGUCACUUACGCCCUUCAUGGUCAAUAUACCAAAGAGGUUGGGGGAGGUGACAUUGAAGGAUUUUAAGGCAGCUAUUGAUCGAGAAGGGAAUCACCGGUAUCAUUUCAAAGCGCUGGAUCCUGAAUUUGGCACUGUUAAAGAGGAGGUUUUCCAUGAUGAUGAUGCCAUUCCUGGAUGGGAAGGAAAAAUUGUAGCCUGGGUAGAAGAAGACCAUGGAGAGAAUUAAUGUUGAGUAUUAGAACAUGGACAUUCUCUGGCUGCUUCACUCAGGAAAGAGGAUUGAAACCAGAGUACACUAAGAAGUUUCUAAAUCAUGCUGCCAAAACAGAAGCUUCUCCAAGUGUGAUGGUCACAGGCCAGCCCUGUGUCUGUGCCUGGCAUAUCUGGUACUUAAGAUCCGUGUCCAAGUGCAGACCGUGGGUUCACCUGGAGUUCCUUGUCCAUGAGAACAGUGUUUUGUUCUACUCUGAGGAUAACAAACCGAAGGCCUUAACCAAUGGGGAUGGAUGAUCCCACUCCUGUGGGAGUAUGGCUGCUAUUAUCUGGAACCUGGGAACUGGAUGCAUCACUCUUGUGUGUUACAGUAUUAAGUGGCCUCAAUGGUUGCAGCAAUCAGAGUCCCAGCAUUUUUGCUCACAGACAAGGCAAAGGUACCAGCUUUUCUGCUUUUCAGAUAUUGCAAACCAGAACUAAUUCAUGAGAUGGUACCAAAGAUGAAAGCCUACUCAUCACUGAUCUAUUGAACUGGACAUGAACGGUGCUGAAUUGCUGAUUGGAUGGAAAAGUACUGCCAUAUUGCGCCGAACUAUGCUAAAACCUGAAGACCUUGGGCUGCCUCUCCUGGUCUUAACUGGUUCUGCAGCUUGUCCUUCAGCCACAUAGGGCAUAUUUCAAGUACUGCUGGCUUUCUCUGGGGACUCUGUAGCUUUAGAGCCAUUUAUUUUUCUUCAAACUGACGAACUUCAUGUUUGAAAGGAAUAAGGAGUGAAAAGCUCCUUAAGAAUCCAGGCAGGUAUGGAAAGGUGCUGCUACUCCUAUCUUCUUGACUUUGUCUCAUAACUUCCUUUAACUCAUGGUAUCUCCUUUGCUGUAAAAAGGAGACAGACCAUUAAUUUCAGUGUUUCUUUGUGAUUUAUGAGUACUAAGCAUGACUUACUGGUCUGCUCUCAUUUCAAGGCUGGAGUUAUUUUCUAUUAUAUAUUUAAUGUAGGGUGAUUCUUUAGGGCACAUUAGAACCCAUGGGGCAUGGAGCAUGAAUUGUGAAUGGCAGGGUUGAUUCAGGCUGAAAAAACCUAGAAUCAUAUCUCAUGUGCAACAUUUUCAAGUGUAGAAGCUAAAUUGUGUUCAACUUCCAGAGAUUACUUAAUAACUUGGAUUUUCUCAUUCACCCACCCAGCAUCAGUCAGCCAUUAUAUAUAUGAUAUAUAUAUCAUAUAUAUUCAGUCUGUAACCACCAGUGUACACUGCCAAACAGAAGAGUAGGGCAGAUCAGUUCUGGGUUCUUGACCUGUCUCUAGUUCAUCUCCCCCUUUCAGCCAUUUGAACAGAUUACUCCUUGGAAACAGAUUUCUCAGAUUACUCUGAGAAAACAUCUUGUUGUUUUAUAUAGCUGUGUCUUUUUUAAAUAGUUCAUGUUUGGAGAAUUCUUUUGUACUCAUUUCUUUUUGUCUGAGAACCAUGUCUAUUUUUAUAACUCAAGUGUGAAUUCUAUAUACUCUCACAUUCUGUAUACUGUGCCCAUUUUCUAGAGAAUCCAGCAGCUUUUAUACAGUCUCUUCCUACCACCUCUUGUAGUUUCAGAACAAGCUUUAUUUUAUUAUGAGUAAACGGAUGACAACUAAUUCCUCUCCAAUUCUAUGUAUUUAGUUGUGGAGUUAGUUUUAUGUAAUCCAGUUGACUGCUUUUCUAACAGACAGGAGUUCAAGACACCCGAUGUCUUUCAUGUAAGUUUACCUGGUCUUCUAUUGAAGAAUGAUUUUUUUUUCAGCAGAAAUAACUGGGAAAG